AUGUGGAGCCUGGGUGUGACGCAGUCUUGUUGCGUGGUCAGGACCACCAGUCACCAAGCAGCAGAAGAAGGCCACGCUAACCAACGUGAUGUGUACGACCAACGCACCAGCACGCGCAACAAGCCUGCGCCGGUCUCGAACACCGCCUUCAUGGCCUCGGUCGCCGCUACGAUAGCCACGCCCACCAGCGUCAUGUUCGUCUACACCGCCACGGCCUCAGAAAUGGCACUGUCCAGGCUUCGACGCCGCCACGAGUUCGCCAAACGAUGCGCCACCUCCACGCGCUGCACCGCAUCCCGCAUUCACACGUCCGAUCCAAUCGACGCCAGCGCCGACACAACAAACUUCGUCACGCUCGCCGUGCUAGCACCAUCGCGCGCCUGCACGCCGUCAAACACUAUCGCACUCAUUGACGAGCCCAUGUCACGCCCGUACACACCACGCCCAGUACUCCGACCACACCGUCGCGCUCACGCCGCCCUGCACGCUCGCUCGCCCGUCACCAGUGCCACCGUUGCCGCCGUAUCCGCCGCCGCUGCCCUUCACGCUCGCUCGCCCGUCACCAGUGCCACCGUCGCCGCCGUAUCCGCCGCCGCUUCGCGCUAG
Messenger RNA from Phytophthora infestans T30-4, 606 nucleotides. RefSeq lists its product as uncharacterized. The record is from RefSeq and is a predicted model, not a curated record. Lineage: Eukaryota; Oomycota; Peronosporomycetes; Peronosporales; Peronosporaceae. The transcript has 6 exons. Bases 1 to 606 code for a protein of 201 amino acids.